Tuber aestivum (summer truffle) is the source of this 224-nucleotide messenger RNA. The record is from the annotation of a GenBank genome assembly. NCBI's taxonomy places the organism in Eukaryota, Fungi, Ascomycota, Pezizomycetes, Pezizales, Tuberaceae.
AUGUAUUUUAUUGGAGGUUCUGUGGUACCUUGCCAUUUUCAAACCCAGGAUGGGAAUCCGCUUUCACUUUAUUUUCUUCUAUACUGUUUUAGGAAUGGCGGAGCGAGGGGCGAGGAAUUAUGGGCGCAGGAUCGGUUGCUGGUGGCAGAUAUUCUUGUGGAGCUGGGGGGAGGUGAAUUGCCGUAGUAUUGAAGUGGAUUGCUGCCCCGGUGUGGGGACACGAG